Truncatella angustata is the source of this 1194-nucleotide messenger RNA. RefSeq names its product glycoside hydrolase family 6 protein. The record is from RefSeq and is a predicted model, not a curated record. NCBI's taxonomy places the organism in Eukaryota, Fungi, Ascomycota, Sordariomycetes, Amphisphaeriales, Sporocadaceae. Gene Ontology annotation, biological process: cellulose catabolic process. Gene Ontology annotation, molecular function: hydrolase activity, hydrolyzing O-glycosyl compounds. The coding region runs from base 1 to 1194 and encodes 397 amino acids. The transcript is spliced from 3 exons.
AUGAAGGUCACUGCUGCUGUCGCGGCUCUCGCCGCCGGUGCCAUCGCCGCGCCAAGCGGUGAUGCGCCUACCCCUGCCAAGAAGGUCGUCGCGCGUGCUUCUGCUUGUGCCUCUGCCGUAACCCUGGACGCUAGCACCAACGUCUGGAAGAAGUACAAGCUUCACGCCAACACCUUUUACCGUGACGAGGUCAACAAGGCUCUCGACGCCAUAACCGACUCGUCCCUGAAGGCCUCGGCCGCCAAGGUUGCCGAUGUUGGUAGCUUCUUGUGGAUUGACACAAUUGCCAACAUUGCCAAGGUAGAGCCUGCCAUUGCAGAUACUCCAUGUGAAGAUAUCCUCGGUCUCGUCAUCUACGACCUUCCCGGUCGUGACUGCGCCGCCAAGGCCUCCAACGGUGAGCUGAAGUACAGCGAGAUCAGCCGUUACAAGUCCGAAUACAUCGAUCCCGUGGUCAAGAUCCUCAAGGCCCACCCCAACACGGCCUUCGCCCUGCUGAUUGAGCCCGACUCUCUCCCUAACCUCGUCACCAACGCUGAUCUGACGACCUGCCAACAAAGCAAGUCGGCCUACGAGGAGGGAGUCGCUUACGCGCUCAAGAGCCUCAACCUUCCCAACGUCGUCAUGUACAUCGACGCUGGCCACGGCGGCUGGCUCGGCUGGGACGCCAACCUCAAGCCCGGCGCCCAGGAGCUCGCCAAGGUCUACAAGAACGCAGGGAACCCCAAGCAGGUCCGCGGAUUCGCCACCAACAUCGCCGGCUGGAAUGCGUGGGACCAGAGCCCCGGCGAGUUUGCCAACGCGGCCGACGCCAAGUACAACAGCUGCCAAAACGAGAAGACAUACGUCUCCAAGUUCAGCGCCGAGCUCAAGACCGCCGGCAUGCCCAACUACGCCAUCGUCGACACAGGCCGCAACGCCGUCACCGGCCUGCGCAAGGAGUGGGGUGACUGGUGCAACGUCAACGGCGCCGGUUUUGGUGUCCGCCCCACCAGUGAUACUGGUGACUCCCAGACCGACGCCUUCGUCUGGGGCAAGCCCGGUGGUGAGAGCGACGGUACCUCGGACACCGGUGCCACCCGCUACGACAGCUUCUGUGGCAAGGACGAUGCCUACAAGCCUGCUCCUGAGGCUGGCACUUGGAACCAGGCUUACUUUGAGAUGCUGCUCAAGAACGCCAAGCCCACUUUCUAA